ACUGUCAAUGAAUGUCAAGCAGAGGGACGAGAUGGAGACGGCAAGUUCAAGUUGAUUUGGUUUUAUUUAUCCGAAUUUUUUUCACGUUGAUGGCAUGGUGGAGAUUUAAAAUUUUUUUAAAUAUCAAUGUGACUUCCGAGUAUUAGGGACUAUUACUUACAAUAUCUUUAAAUGUAAAAUAUGUCUAAAGUUAUAAAUGAUUCGGGCAAUAAGCCCGGUUCUAUUUACCGAAUAGCACUUAAGAACUUCGUAACAUACAAAGAAGUCGAGUUAUUUCCAGGGAGAUCUUUGAAUAUGAUAAUUGGCCCCAACGGAACUGGCAAAUCUACAUUUGUAUGUGCAAUAAUUUUAGGUUUGUGCGGUAAAACAAGUGUUAUUGGACGAGCCAAAAAGAUAUCUGAAUAUGUAAGAAGAGGUUGCCAAGAGUCCAGCAUAGAGAUAGAGUUAUACCAACAGCAGGGCAAGAGGAAUGUUAUCAUCACAAGGACUUUCAACCUAAAGGACUCGUCCACAUGGUCUAUUGACCACAAGUCGGCCAGGGAGAAGCAAGUGCAGGAGCUGAUCGAAUCAUUGAAUAUACAGGUUGACAACCUUUGCCAACUUCUACCUCAAGACCGAGUGCAGGAUUUCUCCAAAAUGGACGCUCAACAGCUGCUCCGGAGUACUUUGUCUGCAGUGGGGGGCAGCGAGAGUGUGGGGCAAUUGGAGGAGCUUAUUGAAUGCAGGAACGCGCAGAGAGGACUGUCUACGAAGUUGUUGAACAACGCACAGCUUUUGGAAGAAGAGAUUCGGUUAAAUGAAAGAUUAAAAGUAGUGAUAGAUGCUAUGCAACAAAGGAAAGAGAUAGAGCAUCAGAUAAAAGUGUGCGAGAAGAAAAAACUCUGGAUAGAAUACCAGGACCUACGAACCAAGUUCAUAGAGUACACAAACAAUAAGAAAGAGGCGGAGAAACUCUUGAAGUCCCAUUGCAGUCGGAUGGAGCCUUUGGAGAAGGUUAUAGAAUCAGCUAAGACUGGUAUUAGAAAGCUGGAGCAGCAGAAAUUAAAUUCUACCCGGGAAGUCCACAAUAUAAACGACAACGUAAAAGACUUACUAUCAUCAAUACGGACCCAUGAAUAUUCGCUCAAAGACAUAGAGCAGACAUACCAGGAGAAACUGGAGCGCUAUAAGAAUAUAGAGAGAGAACUGAUUGAGGCAAAGGCCAAAUUGGACAAGUUGGCUAUGGACAAGACUCGUUUGGUGGAGAAGGUUGGUGAUGAAACAAAAGUCAAAAUGGACUUAGCAGAAUUACAUAAGCCGAUAGCCAAAACUAAUUCAGCGUUGGACUCACUGAAGAAACAGAAAUUGGAGGUGCAGUACGACCUGGAGAACAAUAUCAUGCCGCAAAUAAGACUUUACCAAAACAAAAUCCGCGCCCUCCAGAACGCAGACCAGAAGCGUCUUGAGGUACUCCGUAAUUACAGCGACCACGCGUACCAAGCUGUUAUGUGGCUGAGGGAGAACAAGGAUAUGUUCAAUAGUCCCGUUCACGAACCUAUGAUGUUGGAGAUAAACUUCACCGAUCCGAAAUACGCUCGUUACUUAGAGUCAACAGUUCCCGCGAGAGAUUUGGUCGCGUUCACCUUCGAGAGCAGCGACGAUAUGAACAAAUUCCUCAGUAUAGUCAGAUCUCAGAAACGGUGGGACAGAGUCAACGCUAUAUGCAGUAAGGGGGGCGAUGUUAAUGUCAAUGUGGGGGACAUUGAGCAACUUAGUUACCUCGGCUUCCAUACAUAUUUAGUGGAUACUAUCACGUGUCCUAAUGCAAUUCUUCGAUAUCUGUGCAAUCAGUACUCCAUACAUAGAAUACCUAUCGGAAAUCAGCAUACUUACAAUAACAGCUCCAAAGUACCGAACAAUAUUACAUUUUAUUUCACUGAAAAUCACCGGUUUUCCGUCCGCGUGUCUGAAUACAGCGGCGCUAAAUCCAGUUCCAUAGUGGAGAUCCGUCCGCCGCGCUUGCUGGCCAACACGCUCGACCAGGAACAACUCAACUCAUACAACUCACAGCUUAGUAAUUUCGAGCAAAAUGCUCAAGAACGCAAAACGAAGACACAAGAUUUGGACAACAAGCUAGCGAGUCUUGAAGGGACUCUCAACGAAUUGAACACUAGGAGGAAGAAGAUCAAUGAAAGAGUUGAACAGGUGCGAACCCUAGAAAUGCAAAUAAAAUUGCAAGCGAAAAAAGUAAAAGACAUAGAGAAUGAGUCUACAUUCAACAUACAGGAAGAGAGGCAGAAAUGUCGCGCGAAACAGAAAAGCAAUGUUCUGAAACAGUGUCGAUUGCAGCAGGAACUGUGUGAUGCUAUGAAGAGUUUGCAGGCGAAAAUUAUGUUGGGCGAUCUGUGGAAAGUAAAAUUAGAAUUCAGUCGUAACGCCAUAGUCCAACAAGAGUCCGAACUUCGCGAGCUGAAGAGCGAACUUCACAACGUACAAAAUACUCUUGACAACAUCACGGCACUUCACACCAGGGCGAAAUCUGCGGCUUCGGAAAAACUACAGCAGGCUAAAAAGAGUUGCAAUGGUAAACUGCCACAAGACGCAGACUUCCCGUACCGAGAGGAUUUCGACGUGUUGCCUUCAGAGCUGACGCGGCUGCAGGAGCACUGCUUCGAGCUGCAGACCAGGGUCGACUGUAUGGACAAAGGCGAUGAACAGGUUAUAAAAGAAUACGAGGACCGUGAGAAGAACAUCUGCAGGCUUCGAUCUGAGGUCAACAAUUCCAGCGACAGAAAUAAGCAACUUGAGGAUAGAAUGAAAGUCAUAAGUUCUCGAUGGCUACCACCAUUACAGAGUUUAUUACGCGAGAUCGACAAAACAUUUGGCGAAAUGUUCGCCAAAUUAGGAUGCGCGGGCGAGGUGAAUCUUGUCAAAGGAGGGAGCGACGAGGACUACGACAAAUAUGGCGUGGCGAUACUGGUCCGGUUCCGGGCGGAGCAGCAGCUGUCGGCGCUGAGCCGCCACGCGCAGUCCGGCGGCGAGCGCGCGCUGAGCACGGCGCUGUACCUGCUGGCGCUGCAGCGUCGCGCGCGCGCGCCCUUCAGGUGUGUGGAUGAAAUAAACCAAGGGAUGGACCCGAUUAAUGAACGGAAGAUGUUCCAGCUCCUGGUGAAGGUGACCACUGAAUGUGAGAACGCCCAGUACUUCCUGCUCACGCCCAAGCUGCUGACAAACUUGGAGUAUAACCCGAAGAUAAUGGUGCACACCAUUAUGAACGGGAAAGAGAUUAUGAAUUAUAGGAAAUGGAAAUAUCAACACAUUUUAGAGAGCGCCCGUAACUACCGAAUUUAAUGUACUUUUUAAUGAGCAAUUUUAAAAGGUUCGUAUUAUGACUGUGAGGGACUUUUAAUUUCGCCACUAGAUUGCGCUAGUGGUAUGUAAGGUCCAGACAACUGUAGAUGUUUACAAUACGAUGAAGCUGUAGAUAAAACUGCGGUGUUAAGAAGUUUUUGAUGCAAUAUAUUGCUAUCUCCUUUAUCGGUUGUCCAAUUUUGCGCCGUGAAAGGUAGAACUAUACGCUAAAACCAUGUUUAUUUACCUCGCUUCCCUCUGUCUGUCCUUUUGUAAGCUUAGAUCUUUAAAACUCCACAACCUUUUUUUAUAAAGGAAGGUAUAAUCUAUUAUGGUUAUAAUAUUUAUAUAUCAGUAGUGUACUCAUCCCGGCUUCGCUCGAGAGGUCACAGAUAAAAGUGAUAGCAAUAUACGUACAUCAAACAGUUCUGGGCUGAUUAUAUAUAGCUUUAUGAACCAAUGGCAAAACAGCGUUGGUCUGACAUCUGUAACUGUUCAGAUUAUUUUACUAUAUCCCCAGGCAUUUAUUUCCAAAAUAUGUUUGUUGUUUGUUUCAUAUUGAAAUGAGAAAAUAAUCGUUAAAAUGAGCAUUUGUUAACGAAGCACAGGCAAUAGCUUUAAACACAACAAUUUAGUAUAAGAUUUACUUUAAAUCUCAAUACUGAUUUUAAUUAGGUUCGUGAUUCCGUGUUAACAUUCUAAAAUAUCAAUUGUGAAGUACAACAUGGCGGGAUAUUUUUUUAAUUAGAAAAAAAUUCUGUAACCAUUUAGUCGACCAGCACUUUAUAUAUUCUUAAGAAUUUCAUAGACGAUUAAGAGCCAUGUCCCAUUGCUUCGUUGUGCUCCGUUACUUUGACGGGUCAAUGCAGAACAACGUAGUAAUUGUAAGAAGUUCCGAGUCACGUCAAAACCAAUGCAGAAAACAAUGGAGCUACAAUUUCAUACAGUGUAUGAACAGUUUCAUACAGUGCUAUCUCAUGUGGCUACGCGCGCUCACCCCGUGUCUUAGUUUAGUUUUACCUAUCUAUGAUCAUGUUGUGCUGCGCUCUGGUGUGAUAACAUCACAAUUAUAUUCCAUUAUUGAAAGUUAUUUUUAACUCCAAACAUUAUAAGGAUAUUAAUACAAAAGAUAUUUCUUUUUAUUUAUUUUAUAAUAUUUUUUAUAAUAUUUCAGUAUGAAUUUAAAUGGUUCUUUAGAGACUGCCUAAAGCUUAGCACCCAUUUACCAAACAUAUAACAUUUUAAUUAGUGAUUUAAUAUUUUUAAUUUUUUGUAAAUUGUACCAAAUUAUAUACCAAAUUGGUAUGUUACAAAUUGUAUUAGUUAUCACGGACUUGAUUCUCUAACAGAUUGUGCAGAUUCAGGGCCCUUUCGGCUCUAGUCAGCCCGCAACUGUGAGUUGACUGAAUGUGGGGGGUAGGGAGUGGCCGUACUGUAUUUACUACUGUACAGUUAUUACUGUGUUGGGGCGAUGCCAGUUACAUAAAAAUCCAUAAACAAUAUCAUAUUUUAUAAGUAACAUAAGGUUUUAUACUAAUUAUUUCAAUGUAUAUUUAUAAUAUUGUUUAAGAUUUGUUUUUUGAGAUUAAAAAUACUUUUUUGGUAUUUUCGGUUUACCGUUAAUUAGGAUUUUUUGUUCAAAACUGUUUUAAAAUUGUUUCGGAAUUGUAUAAUACAUUUUCGUAAAUUUGUGAAAAUUUUUGUUUAAUUUUAUUGGAUAAUAAUAGGAUGUUGGAAUCGUGUGAAGGCGAAGGCUUGCAAGUUUAUUCAGUAAAAUAAUUCAAUUUUUUUUUUAUCAUUAGUCAUCAGGUAAUUUUUCGCUAUUUCAGUUCUUGACUCUGUAUUUAUAGUUUUUACAGAGUUUUGAAAGUUGGGCACAUUUGACAACUGUAGCAAUGACAAAAAUACUUGAUCCUGAAUUGAAAUGAAUUGGAAAUAUAAUUUUUUCUUGUCUUUAUUCGACAGUGACCCCCAGAUCUAUAUAUUACUUUUUAAGAAAUGUCAAAUGUGCGGUUUAUUGAAAGUGCUAUAAUUUAUAAACAGCUAUUUUGUUUCGAUGGGACUUCUUGGUUUUUUAAGUCUUAACUUUUGAUUCGAAACGAAACCGGCGUGAUAUGAAAAAACGAUAUAUUUAAAAUAUGAUAAGAUUACUGUAAUUCCGCUUAAUAAGCACAUUUUAAUGUAUGUCGUAUUUGUUCUGUACCUAGUUACAAUUAAUGAAACAUUAUUUGUAGUGAAACAAUGUAAUUUGAAAGAUUUCAACCAAUAAAUAUUUUUAUACUUA
Plodia interpunctella (Indianmeal moth) is the source of this 5614-nucleotide messenger RNA. RefSeq names its product Structural maintenance of chromosomes 5 (gene SMC5). Gene Ontology annotation, molecular function: ATP hydrolysis activity; ATP binding; single-stranded DNA binding. The transcript is spliced from 20 exons. NCBI's taxonomy places the organism in Eukaryota, Metazoa, Arthropoda, Insecta, Lepidoptera, Pyralidae. The record is from RefSeq and is a predicted model, not a curated record. Gene Ontology annotation, cellular component: Smc5-Smc6 complex; nucleus. The coding region runs from base 181 to 3330 and encodes 1049 amino acids. Gene Ontology annotation, biological process: double-strand break repair via homologous recombination.